AUGGGGUCGACGGUGAGGAACUUGUUCAGGAGUGUGCUGGUGCUGUGCUGGCUGACUGGCUUCUGCAGCGGGAUAAGCUCCAUCGACGUUGACCGGCCCGGUGAUGGGAGAUGCCAACCGAUAGAAAUCCCCAUGUGCAAGGAUAUAGGGUACAACAUGACGAGGAUGCCGAACCUGAUGGGACAUGAGAACCAAAGGGAAGCUGCCAUUCAGCUGCACGAGUUUGCCCCCUUGGUGGAGUAUGGGUGCCACAGCCAUCUGAAAUUUUUCCUUUGCUCCCUCUAUGCUCCGAUGUGCACAGAGCAGGUUUCUACACCGAUCCCAGCCUGCAGGGUUAUGUGUGAGCAGGCCAGGCUGAAGUGCUCUCCUAUUAUGGAGCAGUUCAAUUUUAAAUGGCCAGAUUCCUUAGACUGCAGCAAACUGCCCAACAAGAACGACCCCAAUUACCUGUGCAUGGAAGCCCCCAACAAUGGAUCAGAUGAGCCGCCCAGAGGAUCCAGCAUGCUGCCACCCAUGUUUCGUCCACAGCGGCCCAGCAGUGGCCACGAUCUGCAGCAGCAUAAGGACAGCCUCAGCAGAACCUCCUGUGAAAAUCCUGGCAAGUUCCACCAUGUGGAAAAGAGUGCUUCCUGUGCACCGCUCUGCACUCCAGGGGUUGAUGUUUACUGGAGCAAGGAUGACAAACAGUUUGCUGUCAUUUGGAUUGCCAUCUGGUCCAUUCUGUGCUUCUUCUCCAGUGCGUUUACUGUACUCACAUUUCUGAUAGAUCCCCAGCGUUUCAAAUACCCCGAGAGGCCCAUAAUCUUCCUCUCAAUGUGCUACUGUGUCUACUCGGUGGGGUACAUUAUUCGCCUCUUUUCAGGUGCUGAAAAUAUUGCCUGUGAUAGGGACAGCGGCCAACUCUAUGUCAUCCAGGAAGGACUGGAGAGUACUGGCUGCACCAUUGUAUUCUUGGUUCUGUAUUACUUUGGCAUGGCAAGUUCCUUAUGGUGGGUAAUCUUGACUUUAACUUGGUUUCUAGCAGCUGGGAAAAAGUGGGGGCAUGAAGCAAUUGAAGCAAACAGUAGCUACUUCCAUUUGGCAGCAUGGGCUAUUCCAGCUGUGAAGACCAUAAUGAUCCUAGUUAUGAGAAGGGUGGCUGGAGAUGAGCUGACAGGGUUGUGCUAUGUUGGAAGCAUGGAUGUGAAUGCCUUGACCGGGUUUGUACUGGUUCCUUUGGCUUGUUACCUAAUCAUUGGCACUUCUUUUAUUCUUUCUGGGUUUGUGGCCCUUUUCCAUAUCAGGCGGGUAAUGAAAACAGGUGGAGAAAACACUGACAAGUUGGAGAAGCUUAUGGUCAGGAUCGGUGUCUUCUCAGUCUUGUAUACAGUGCCUGCAACUUGUGUGAUAGCUUGCUACUUUUAUGAAAGACUUAAUAUGGAUUAUUGGAAAAUAGUGGCAACUCAACAGAAAUGCAAGAUGAACAAUCAGACAAAAAAUUUAGACUGCAUGAUGAAUAACUCUAUUCCGGCAGUAGAAAUUUUUAUGGUCAAAAUUUUUAUGUUGUUAGUUGUGGGCAUUACUAGUGGUAUGUGGAUCUGGACUUCCAAGACUCUUCAGUCCUGGCAAAACGUUUGUAGUCGAAGAUUAAAGAAGAGAAGUAGGAGAAAACCUGCAAGCGUUAUUACUAGCGGAAUCUACAAAAAACCUCAACAUCCACAGAAAACUCACCUUGCAAAAUAUGAGUCGACAUUGCAACCACCCACUUGUGUGUGACCAGGUUUCAGGAAAGACUUUGUCUGACCUUACAGACUUUAAAAUGUCCAUAGUAGC
This is a messenger RNA of Dryobates pubescens (Downy woodpecker), 1812 nucleotides long. It is a transcript of the gene FZD10, whose product is annotated as frizzled class receptor 10. Bases 1 to 1755 code for a protein of 584 amino acids. Gene Ontology annotation, biological process: non-canonical Wnt signaling pathway; canonical Wnt signaling pathway. Lineage: Eukaryota; Metazoa; Chordata; Aves; Piciformes; Picidae. Gene Ontology annotation, cellular component: plasma membrane. The transcript has a single exon. The record is from RefSeq and is a predicted model, not a curated record. Gene Ontology annotation, molecular function: Wnt receptor activity; Wnt-protein binding.